AUGUCUUACGAUCGAGCACUUACCGUCUUCUCUCCUGAUGGACAUCUCUUCCAAGUGGAAUAUGCGCUGGAAGCAGUUCGUAAGGGAACUUGCGCAGUUGGUGUUCGCGGUAAAGAGGUCGUAGUGCUUGGUGUAGAAAAGAAGUCGGUUCUUCAACUUCAAGAUGCUCGUACUAUUCGUAAGACUGCCAUGUUGGACGAUCAUAUUUGUCUCGCUUUUGCUGGUCUUACAGCAGACGCACGUAUUCUUAUCGACAAGGCUCGUCUCGAAUGUCAGUCCCAUCGUUUGACUGUCGAAGAUGCAGUUACCGUCGACUAUAUUACCCGUCACGUUGCUGGUAUGCAGCAGAAAUAUACUCAAUCCGGUGGUGUUCGUCCCUUUGGAAUCUCUACUCUCAUCAUAGGCUUUGAUGCAAACAACGCAAAUCCUAAGCUCUACCAGACUGAACCUUCGGGAAUGUACUCAGCUUGGAAGGCAAACGCAAUUGGAAGGAGCUCCAAAACUGUCCGCGAGUUCUUGGAGAAAAAUUACAAGGAUGACCUGAACAAGGACGAGACUAUCAAGCUUGCUAUCAAGAGUUUGCUAGAAGUUGUCCAGACCGGUGCCAAGAACAUCGAGAUUGCACUCAUGGAGGCACAUGGCAGAGUUAGGAAUCUCGAACUGGGCGAGAUCGAAAAGUUUGUCCAACAGAUCAAUGCAGAAAAGGAUGCCGAGGCUGAGAGGAGAAGGAACCGUCUAGCUGCUACCGCAGGUGCACAGGCUUCCAUGUCGUAG
Molecule: messenger RNA, 774 nt
Organism: Ustilago hordei
Lineage: Eukaryota; Fungi; Basidiomycota; Ustilaginomycetes; Ustilaginales; Ustilaginaceae
Product: putative PRE6 - 20S proteasome subunit (alpha4)
Exons: 4
Coding region: 1-774 (257 amino acids)
Biological process (GO): ubiquitin-dependent protein catabolic process
Cellular component (GO): nucleus; proteasome core complex, alpha-subunit complex; proteasome core complex
Source: RefSeq, a predicted model, not a curated record